Loxodonta africana (African savanna elephant) is the source of this 871-nucleotide messenger RNA. It is a transcript of the gene GPX1, whose product is annotated as glutathione peroxidase 1. The transcript is spliced from 2 exons. The record is from RefSeq and is a predicted model, not a curated record. Gene Ontology annotation, molecular function: glutathione peroxidase activity. NCBI's taxonomy places the organism in Eukaryota, Metazoa, Chordata, Mammalia, Proboscidea, Elephantidae. Gene Ontology annotation, biological process: hydrogen peroxide catabolic process; response to selenium ion; response to hydrogen peroxide. Gene Ontology annotation, cellular component: mitochondrion; cytosol.
AGCCCCGACUUUUGGCUUCGGAGCUGUGUCCGCUUUACUUCGGUACCUUCGCCAUGUGUGCCGCUCCAGUCGCGGCGGCAGCCCUGCGCUCCGUGCACGCCUUCUCUGCGCGCCCUCUGGCCGGCGGGGAGCCCGUGAACCUGGGCUCGCUGCGGGGCAAGGUGCUGCUCAUCGAGAACGUGGCGUCGCUCUGAGGCACCACGGUCCGGGACUACACCCAGAUGAACGAUCUGCAGCGGCGCCUUGGCCCCCGGGGCCUGGUCGUCCUCGGCUUCCCGUGCAAUCAGUUUGGUCAUCAGGAGAACGGCAAUAAGGAAGAGAUCCUGAAUUCCCUCAAGUACGUUCGACCAGGCGGCGGGUUCGAGCCCAACUUCACGCUAUUCGAGAAGUGUGAGGUUAACGGUGCGCAGGCGCAUCCCCUCUUCGCCUUUCUGCGUGAGGCCCUGCCGGCGCCCAGCGACGAUGCCACUGCACUCAUGACCGACCCGAAGUUCAUCAUCUGGUCUCCGGUGUGCCGCAACGACAUCUCCUGGAAUUUCGAGAAGUUCCUAGUGGGCCCCGACGGUGUACCUGUGCGCAGGUACAGCCGCCGCUUCCCAACCAUCGACAUCGAGGCCGACAUUGAGGCCCUGCUGUCUAAGGGGCCCAGCUGUGCCUAGGAUGCCCCACCUCUUUCCAGGCUGCUUGGCAGUCACUAGGCGGCUUUCCGUGGGGGUUUCAUUAAUGAGGGUGUUUUCUCUAAACCUGAAUGGAGGAACACCUGAUGUCUGGGAAGAUACCCCCCAGAUAGGUGCCGGUCCUGUCCAUCCCAGCUUCCCCUCCCAAACCAAGACAAAUCUCUCCACUAAUAAAAUUCCAGGGGUAAGCUAAA